This is a messenger RNA of Lindgomyces ingoldianus, 618 nucleotides long. Its product is annotated as carbonic anhydrase. The record is from RefSeq and is a predicted model, not a curated record. Lineage: Eukaryota; Fungi; Ascomycota; Dothideomycetes; Pleosporales; Lindgomycetaceae. Gene Ontology annotation, molecular function: zinc ion binding; carbonate dehydratase activity. The transcript is spliced from 2 exons. The coding region runs from base 54 to 554 and encodes 166 amino acids.
CCCGUCUGAACACUAGCACUAAGAUACCCUAGUAAUUCACUCAACAACUCACCAUGUCCAUCGAACAGCGCUUAGUCGAAGGAAACAAUGCCUACGCCGCAACUUUCACACAAGGAGAUCUUGCUCUCCCUCCGUCUCAGAAAUACGCAAUCCUAACCUGCAUGGACGCCCGCAUCGACCCAGCCGCCGCUUUUUCCAUCCCCCUCGGCUCGGCCCACAUCAUCCGCAAUGCCGGUGCCUCCGCGCGCGCCGCAUUUCGGGAUCUCGUCAUCUCCCAGCAACUGCUCGGAACAACCCAAGUCCUCAUCAUCAAGCACACGGGUUGCGGGAUGCUAACGUUUGAUAAUGCAACGGCGAGGAAGUUGGUGAAGGAAAGUAAGGGGGAGAAGGCGGCGGAGGAGGUGGAGGACUUGGAUUUUUUAACGUUUGGGGAUUUAGAAGGGAAGGUUAAGGAGGAUGUGGAGUGGUUGAAGAGUAAGGCUGUUGAGAAAGGCGUGAGCGUAAGCGGGUGGGUUUAUGAGGUUGAGACAGGGAAGGUUAGGAGGGUCGUUUAGUGGGGGUUGACUACCUGCCGUUUCGUAGUCACGCCUACUGUGUAUGAUAAUGAAUCUAGCCAUG